Molecule: messenger RNA, 13039 nt
Organism: Phymastichus coffea
Lineage: Eukaryota; Metazoa; Arthropoda; Insecta; Hymenoptera; Eulophidae
Gene: Tet
Product: methylcytosine dioxygenase TET
Exons: 12
Coding region: 1013-9364 (2783 amino acids)
Biological process (GO): positive regulation of transcription by RNA polymerase II; oxidative demethylation
Cellular component (GO): nucleus
Molecular function (GO): zinc ion binding; DNA 5-methylcytosine dioxygenase activity; DNA binding
Source: RefSeq, a predicted model, not a curated record
CGCCACCGCCGACUGGCAGCGGCGGCAGCGCAGCAGCGGACCGGACAAAGAAUAUACGCGCCGCGCCGCGAGCGUACACACAGUCAGCGCGCGCGCAGCGAGCACGCCAGCCUGCAGCCCGCAACCAAAGAUCGUACAAAUCAACCGCCUUCUAACAAGCCACGUUAACCUCAAGUGAUUUAUAUUUUUCUUACGAAGAGAACGUGCGAGAGAGAAUAUAUUAAUCGGUGUGUUUAUAUAUUUGAGAGAGAAAUUAACCAGAGCUUAAAGCGUUCGGCAAGAAACGAAGAAGAACAAGAAAAAGAAGAAGAAGAAGAAGAAGAAGAAACAGACGAGGACGAAGAAGAAACUUACAGCGAGCGAGUGUACAAAAGGGAAGUGCCAAAUCAAAGCAAAGCAAAAAGUGACCGUAAUUUUUUCUACACGUUGACUGUUGAAUGCGCUACGCACCCGAUACACCUCAACCCACGCAACCCAAUACUCACACAGCCACGCGCACAGAGUCGACACAGCCUCCUCCGAAGACCAAAGAAACGAGCCAUUUGUAGCAAGGAAAAGUGCAUGGAUCGGAAAGGGACCAUCGCAGUCGUUCGUAGCCUAAACCUGUCGAGUACAAAAAGCACAGAGUGAUAGCGAGAGAGAGAGAGAGAUAGAGAUAGAGAGAGAGAGAGAGAGAGAGAGACAGAGAGAGAGAGAGAGCGCGCGCGAGAGUGGACAAGUGCAGCAGAAAGUGCAAGAGAGAGGAAGAGAGAGGAAGCAAGAUUGCCCUGACAGCAGCAUGCGGAUCCGCGAGUGCGCGUCGACGAUUCGGCGGAAGGAAGAGUAGACGAGCGCAGCCACAGCCGCAGCAGCAGCAGCAGCAGCGGCAGCAGCGGCAGCAGCGGCAGCAGCAGCAGCAGCAGCGGCAGCAGCAGCAGCAGCGAGGCAGCCAGCGGCCGCGGGCAGCGACGGCCAGCGAGGCGACGCGGGCGAGCGCAGGGCGCGCGGCCGGCGCGGCGAUGGGGCGCCGAAGAUGAGCAGCGAGAAGGAGGCCGACGCCGCGGAGAGGGUGGCCAGCCACUCUCCGGCGGCGCUCGCGAGCGCGACCCCGGGCGCGGCGCCCAACGGCGCGCCCGGCAGCAUCAGCGUGAGCCUGAACGGCGCCGCCGGCGGCCUGAGCGCCGCCGAGGUGGCCGCCCGGCACCUGCCCCCCUUCAGCAGCUUCGCCGUCGGCGACGUGGCCACCCUCGUCCAGAUGGAGGGCUCCGCCUCGAGCCUCGGGCCCUUCACCAGCCUGUCGAGCGAGCUGCUCGGCUGGGACGGCGCCUACUACGAGGGCCUGGGCGGCCGGCUGCUCGACUCGCGCAACGAGCAGCUGCUCUCGAACCAGUACACGCGGCCCUGGGAGACCAGCGGCAAGCACCACCUGGACGGGCUGCCGUCGUUCGCCUCGCAGUUCGCCGGGCCGGGCCCGGGGCCGGACUCGGGCCAGGACCCGCAGCUGACCACGCUGACGCCGCUGUCGCCCGCCUCGAUGUCGCACUCGCCGCCCGUGGCCGCGCUGCCCAGCUUCCACACGCUGGGCAACCCCGUGGCCAUCGCGGCGCCGCAGCCGCAGCGCGCCGCGCCCGCCUACCCGGGCCUGGUCUCGGCCGCGCCCGCGGCCGUGUCGGCGCGCGAGGUGCUGCAGCAGCAGCUGGUGGACGAGCGGCCCAUCCACGUGCUGGGCGGCAGCCCGCUGCCCUUCGUGGGCGCGCCGCACCAGCAGCCGCAGCACGCGGGCCCGCCGGCGCCGGCGCAGCACGCGGCCCAGAUGCUCGUGCCCAUGAAGCCCGAGUACCCGCAGCUGCACCACGCCAACUUCCAGAACCCCAUGUCCACGGUGCUGGACUCGUCCUCGGCGUCGCCGGGCUCGCGCGUCGACGGCCGCAAGAAGGAGCGCCGGAAAAUGCGCGCCGGCUCGAUGGACGAGGCGGGCGCCGAGGAGGCGGCGCAGGGCCAGCAGGCGGCGGCGGCCGAGAGCAGCGGCCAGGUGGCCGCGGUCUCCUCGAGCGGCGGCCGCGCGCUCGGCCACCACCUGGGCGCCGGCGACCUCAACGACGACGGCUCGGGCCUCGGCGACAAGCCCGCGAAGAAGAAGCGCAAGCGCUGCGGCGAGUGCAUCGGCUGCCAGCGCAAGGACAACUGCGGCGACUGCGCGCCGUGCCGCAACGACAAGAGCCACCAGAUCUGCAAGAUGCGCCGCUGCGAGAAGCUCACCGAGAAGAAGCAUCUGUACCACCUGCAGACCGGCGAAGGAGCUUACAGGGAGCGAGGCCGAGGCCGAGGAAAGGGCACCACCAGGAGCUACCGCAAGAUCGCCCGGCAAGUGAGCACCCCGGACUCGGCGCCCCAGGGACUGGGCAGUCCGCAGCCGACCUUGGGACUGCAGCAGCCGGCCACGCCGCAGACGCCCCAGCCGCAGGCCCAGCCGCCUCCCCAGCAGCCGCAGCAGGCGGCCCAGCAACAGGCGCCGCAGCCGCAGCAGCAGCAAGCGACCCCGCAGAACCUGGACCCGAUGCAGCAGAGCAAGGACCCGCUCAACUCGGUGGUGGCUCAACAGACUGGCCCGCUGCGGAACGGCAAUCCCGCUCCGCCGGUCGUCUCCAUGUCGCCAGGAGUGAUGCCGUUCUACGGGGACAGCGGCACGGCCUUCCGGCCGACCGCGGGCUUCGGCAACGCCGUCUGGCACCAGGGCGUCUCGGCCGUGGGGGCGGUCGCGGUCGAGCCCGCGCCGGCCCCGUGGCCGCCACAGCAGUUCAUACAGCAGCUGCCCCCGAACCAGAUCGACGAGCUGAGGUACCACCCGCAGUACAGCACCGCCGCGCCCUACCACCCGCAGACCGUUGCCUACCAGCAGCAGGCCUUCAUAACGGCCGACCAGUCGGCCUUCCAGCGGGCGGCCGGCGCCUCGGGGCAGUACGCGAUCACGGGCCAGUCCUCGCCGCUGGCCCCGUCGCCCGCGCAGCAGCCGCAGCAGCAGCAGCAACAGGCCCAGCAGCAGCAGCAGCAGCAAGCGCCGCCGAGCGCGCCCACGACGGCGCCUCAGCGGCCCUUGAACGGCCAGUACAUCGAUUCUGUCCAGCAACCGCCUGGCCAGCCCAGCCAGCCGCAGUACGACAGGCAGGACUAUGUGAAUGGCUAUCAGCAGCAGGACAUAACAAUGGCCCCGCCAGCCUCCACGACGCCCAACAGUCGAAGCAGUUCGGUGCACAUGGAGGUCCAGCAACCCCAGUCAGCGCAGAACCAGGCGGCGCCGCAGCCAGGCGACACGCAAGUCAAGGGCUUCGCAACAAUUGCCGCAAACAGUGUGUCGGGAAACGAGAUGCCUGGGUAUCCACUUCAACCGGGCCCACAGAGUUUACACAGCUCUAACGGAUACCCAGGCUACGUAGAGAUGGGCCAACAGCAGCAGCAACCACCACCGCCAUCGCAUAGUCAGUGGCAACAGGUCUCCGGUGCUAAUCCACAGAGCAUCUGGUCCGAGACCAACAGCAUCGCUAAGAUGCAGUCUGUAAAUAACGUGAUCUCUUGGUCAGAUUCGAAUACCCAGCAGCAGCAGCAACAGCAGCUCAAUGUAAAGCAAUCGAAUGAGCAGCAACAGCAGAACAUGCAGAUGCAGAAUCAACAGCAGGACAUGUCGAGGCCAUCGAGCCACAUGAGCUGGGACAGCAACAGCGUCAAAGAUCAAACACCUCACACGCCACAGUCAUGGUCUGAGAAUAUGGACGGACAGCAGACCUCGCAGUCGCAGACCAACUGGCCAGGUCACAGUCCUAGCAUGCGAGACAAUCAGAAUCCAAGACUGACGCCUUCCGCCCAGCAGCAGCAGCAGCAGCAGCAGCAGCAACAGCAGCAGCAGCAGCAACAACAGCAGCAGGGUUGGCCACAGCACUCUCCAAAGAUGCCGGACCAUCACAGCGCGCCCCAAAAAAAUCCGCGCAUGACGCCCGUGCAGCACAACUGGCCGCAAACUAGUCCGGAAAUGCAGCAACAGCAGAGCUCAGCUCAGCAACAAAACCCACGACUAACGCCCUCGGCUCAGCAGCAGCAGCAGCAGCAGCAACAACAACAGCAGCAACAGUGGCAACAGCAGCAGCACCAGCAGCAGCAGCAGCAAACAAAACUCGAGCCCAAUCCCAGAUUAACGCCCUCGAAUCAGAUGUCCUGGCCAGAUACGCCAACUAGUCAACCCAACUGGUCGCCCAGCAGCAUGAAGAGCGAUGGCAGCCAACAACAGCAACAGUGGCCUGACUCACAGCCCAGUCCUAGACGGACUCCGAGUCACCAGCCCGCCGUCUGGCAAAGCCAAAGUGCUCAAGAAAAGAUUGAAAGUCAGAUGAGCUGGUCGCCCAAGCCCGAGAAUCAGGUCAACUGGGGCCAGCAAAAUACCAAGCAAGACAUACAAAAUUCAGGGGAGAGACUUAUGUGGCCACAGCAGCAGCAUCAGCAGGCUUCGGAGCCUAACAAACAGAACGGUUACCCAGAAACUCAGGAAUCUCAAGAUAGCAUGUACCCGCAAAAUAAUCGUGUGAAUUUGAACAGCCGUUUGAAGUCGAUGAUUCUGAACAAGCAGCAGCAGCAGCAGCAGCAGCAGCAGCAACAACAACAGAUGCAGAAUCAAAUAAGCCAGCAGAAUCAGCAGGUUCAUCAUCAGAUGCCUCCACAGCACACGAGCAACGGCGACAGCUCGAACAGCGACGCGUCAACCGACAAUCGGUUAAGAGAGUCACACGAGAACGCGGACAAGUAUCAGAACAAGAGAAGUGAUCAGCAGCAGCAGCAGCAACAACAGCAGCAGCAGCAGCAGCAGCAGCAGCAGCAACAACAGCAGCAGCAACAGCAGCAACAGCAACAGCACCACCACCACCAUCACCACCAGCAUCAGCAGCAGCAUCAGCAGCAGCACCAGCAGCAGCACCAGCAGCAACAACAGUAUGUGAAUCAGAGCGGGUUGAUGGCAAUGAGUCAGAGCAACGAAUCCAUGACCGGUAAUUUUUUAUUGCAUAGCCACCACCCUCGGGCCAAUAAUUUGCCCGACGGUGGUGGCUUAUGGGAAUGGUCAUCGGAUGGAGGAUCAAACGCUGGCAUGAACAACAGUGCCCAAAUGUCGAGUAUCGACAACCUGAUAAAUUUUACAUCACAGAAAAAAGAGACUGAUAGAGUUUUAGGCGCGCGAAGCAAUAAUUUAGAUAACAGGAGCCCAUGGGAUCUCAACUCUGCCAUCAAGCCGGGAAAUCAGAAUAUCGACAAUAAAAACUUUCAGCAGAGAUUGUGCAUCGACUCGGAGCUUAGCAAAAAGACUGCGGAUAAUAAUCAAUUUAGCCAUUCGUCUGGUAGCAUCACCAAGGAGCACAAGUCCAAGUUGACGAAGCUUCAUACUCUUGCGGAAGUGCAAUAUGAUUCGAACCAAAAAAUCAAGCAAGAAUACCCGGUGUCGAACAGCAGCGACGAUCUGACCACGCAGCCGACGUCCAUCAAGCUCGAGGCCGACAACCGCGACACAGCAGCAGAGUCCAGCUACAAGUUCCGGGGUGACGGCGGCCCGGCGAAAUUGGCCACGGGAGUCGGCUCCUGGUGUUGUCGGCGAGGAGGUACCGAGCAGCCCACUCCGGAACACCUGCGCGACGGAUGCUGCCAAGGCCUCCAGACGCGCGACGAGUUCUCGGAGGACUCCACGCAAAAAUCCGAGGUGAAGAACGAGGGCGAGUCGCGGCCCGGCUGCGGUGCCAAGCUUCAAGAUCAUUUGGACAAGCUGAAGAACAAUGUGAGGACCGAAGUGCCCGACUGCGAUUGCUUCACCUCCGACAAAUGUCCGCCGGAGCCUGGCUCCUACUACACGCAUCUCGGCGCCGCGCCAAGUCUAGCCGACCUGCGCAACGACCUCGAGAAGAGAACUGGUCUAAAAGGCACUGCUAUUAGAUUGGAGAAGGUCGUCUAUACCGGUAAAGAAGGCAAGACUACUCAGGGUUGUCCUAUGGCCAAAUGGAUAAUCCGACGUUCUAGUCUGGCGGAGAAGAUUCUGGCAGUGGUGAAGCACCGCCAGGGCCACAAAUGCUCCACCGCGUGGUUAGUCGUGGCAAUGGUCGCUUGGGAAGGAGUUCCUAGUCACGAAGCCGACCGUUUGUACUCGGUGCUGACCCACAAGCUCAACAGGUUUGGCUUGCCAACUACGAGGAGGUGCGGUACCAACGAACCCAGAACGUGCGCCUGCCAAGGCCUCGAUCCUGACUCCUGCGGAGCAAGUUACUCGUUCGGAUGCUCUUGGUCGAUGUAUUAUAACGGUUGUAAAUACGCGAGAAGUAAGACUGUCAGGAAGUUCCGAUUAUCCGUGAGAUCUGAAGAACAAGAGGUCGAAGAGCGGAUGCACGUUCUGGCGACUCUGCUGUCUCCCUUGUACUUGAGCCUCGCUCCCGAGGCUUUCAACAAUCAAACGCAGUUCGAACGGGAGGCCAGCGAGUGCCGGCUGGGAUUCAAGCCGGGCAGACCAUUUUCCGGCGUGACAGCCUGCUUGGACUUUUGCGCCCACUCGCACCGGGACCUGCACAAUAUGAAUAACGGCUGCACGGUGGUGGUCAGUUUGACGAGACAUCGGUCGCUCGCGAAACCGGACGACGAACAACUGCACGUGCUACCACUGUACAUCAUGGACGACACCGACGAGUUUGGCUCCAAGGAGGGACAAGAGGACAAAGUGAAAUCCGGUGCGAUCGAGGUUCUGAAAAAAUAUCCGUGCGAGGUGAGAGUUCGCUCGGUGCCGUUGCAGCCCUGCAGACGCCACGGCAAGAAGAGAAAGGAGGACGAGGCCGACGCGGCCAGCAACAAGAAAGACCUGAAAAAUCCAGCGGAGAAGCUGGUCGAGGCGAGCAGACCGGCGAUGUAUCAAGAUCCGUCGAGGCCAACGCCGCAGUUGACCCACGAAAUGGCCACGAUGCUCGAAGGCAUGGACAGCCAGCUGCAGAGCUCGCAGGUGUCGUCGACCGUUCUCGACAGCCCCGUGUCGAUGUACCAGGGCUGGAACUACCAGAACGAGCAGCAGUGGAAUCGGCCGGGCUGGCUCGACCAGCGCAAGAGCAACUGGAUGAAUCCAUGGGCGGACUACAGCCCGUUCGGCGGACUGGAUCGCGAGAUCAAGGUAGAUCCGGACAGCACCAGCCUCGACGACUCGAGGCCCAAGAGCACCACGCUGUCCCAGGACGCGUACAGGCCGUCCUCCAGGAGCCUGCACGGCGGCCAACAUCCCGGCGAGGAGCUGGUGAGCAGGGCGGCGGGCUACGGGCACCUGCCACGGGGACACGCCGUCUCACCGAGGAGCACGCUGUCGAACACGCCCUCGGAGUCCGCGUACUCGACGCCGCCGAGAACCGGCCCGGCCACGCCUCAGGACCCGAGAAUCGUAUCGCCUCGCAGCUCCGGAUACUCCUCGGUCCCGAGCGACUUCAACAUGGCCACGCCGUCACCGAGGAAUUACCAACACUCGCACGACAGCCGGCAGUCCACUCUGUCCCCUCGCGUCGGAUACUCGAAUUCGUCGGCCAGUCUGGAGAGCCCCCAGAGGACUCCGCCGAGGAGUGGCCAGCAGAUGUUCGCGGCGGUCGGCGCCGAGGCCGCCCGUAGAAACCAGUCCCCGAGCGCACACCUGCUGCGAAGCCCGGGCUUCGGCGCGCCCGAGAGCGGCUUCCUGGCCGAGGUCGCCGCCGCCGCGCCGCCAAAUCCAAAGUUCGGCCCGCCGAUGCAGCAGCAGCAGCAGCCAUCGGGAGCACCGACGAUCCAAGGGAGCGCGGCCUCGGCCGCCCCGACGAAUCCCGGAUACUUCUCGCAGAGCACGGCUUACGCGCCCCUGGGCUCGGCUUACGAGCACCCGAGCGUCGACAACCAUCUGGCGAACGCGAUAGACCAAAAGGCGAGGGUGGGCUUCAACUCGUUCAACAACCCGGCCGUUUCGACCGAGCAGUCGAACUGGAGCUCGCUGAGCUCGUGGGGCAGCGACCACCUGAAGAAGCCCCUGCAGUUGCCGUCGCACAACGUCCACAGUCCAUCCUCCAAAUUGGAGUACGGCAAGUCCCCCUGGGACGACAGAACGCAGCAGUCCGACUCGUCGAAAUCGUCGUGGGACUCGCCGAGCGAGCCGCCCUCGCCCUUCAGAGUUCCUAAAGGAAGGCCGCCCUCGAGGACCACCCCGAAUCAAAAUCCAUCCUCGGACUCGAGCAACUUCCAGAACACGGUGCCGAAGCCGUUCCUCAAGCCCCACGAGCCCAACAAGAGCGGCGGCUCGUACUCCGAGAACCAGAGCCAGAAGAUAGGCCAGACCCACCAGCGGAAGGAAGGUAGGCGAGCGCGUGGAGGUGGCGCGCCGGACGACGAGCGGGGCAUCAGGCGCACCGUCGCUGUUGCAGGUUUCUACCAGGAGGCCGCGAGGGCGGAGCUCGCGAGCCAGAACCCGAGCCUGAGCUGGGCCGAGGCCGAGAUGAAGCAGGUGCAGGACCUGCACACGCACGCGAUGAGCGGCCUGGCGCACCCGGCGUUCCCGCAGUACGGCUACCCGGCCUACCCGGCGGUCUUCGACAAGUCCUACUCGAACUCAUGGGACGGCUACGGGUACAACGCCGCGUACGGCCAGCCGCACCCGCCGGCGGUGGGCGCCGAGUUCGCGGGCCCGGCGGCGCAGUUCUACCAGCAGCCGAAGCGCGAGGCCUGUUUCCCCGGCGCGCAGUACCCGUUCCAGAACGUGGCGGCGCCGUACCAGGCCCACCUGAACGCCGGCUGGCCGCGCUGGGACCUGUACGGCGCGGCGCCCUACUUCCCCGUGCUGCCGGAGCCGCCGCCCAAGGCCGAGCCGCUCGGCGAGGUCGCCGACUACACCGACAACGAGGAGUGCUUCAAGGACGCGCAGAUGGGCGGCGUGGCCAUCGCGCUGGGCCACGGCAGCGUGCUCUUCGAGUGCGCCAAGCAGGAGAUGCACGCCACGACGGCGCUCAAGCGGCCCAACCGGCUCAACCCCACGCGCAUCAGCCUGGUGUUCUACCAGCACCGCAACCUCAACCGGCCGCGCCACGGCUGGGACGAGUGGGAGGAGAAGAUGCGGCUGCGCAAGCUGGGCCUCGGCGCCGCGCCCGCGGCCGCGGCGGGCGGCGCGCUCGGGGGCCCGGGCGCGCCCGCGGCAGCCAGCCCCGCCGGCGCGGGCCCGCAGGAGGCGCCGCUGCCAGUUCCUCACGUGCCGAAUGUGCCGAGCUCCCAGUUCAUGAUGCGCUCGCCCACCUACACGACCAUGACCUGGACGACGCUCUUCCCCAUGCACCCGUGCAUGAUCACCGGUCCAUAUCAGGAGGGCGGGGCCAUCGGCUGACUGCAGGCCAAGGGCGCCUCGCCCGGCUAGCCGUAGCCCGGCGUCGCCUGGAUUUUAUACGUACCUAGCGUGCUCCCGACGAGGAGCUGCCCCGUCAGAGGCUAGCCAUUACACGUCUAUACUUAUACGUACCUAUGCAUACACUUGUCCCCGACCCCCCCCCCCUCUCUCUCUCUCUCUGCCUCUCUCUCUCUCUCUCUCUCUCUCUCUCUCUCUCUCUCUCGCUCUCGCUGUUGCUCUCUGCCCCCGCACACGGGCACGCGCGCGCACGCCCUCGGCCGUCCGGCCGUGCGAGCGUGCCUUCUAGCGAUCAGCCUAGCUCUAGACCUAUUGUCUACUGAUAGUUCCUGGGUUCCACCGUACUACCCAUACCAUUUUAUUUGCGUGACUUUCAUUACUGGUAUCUUGAUUCUUUCGUCUGUUCGAUUCGGCGAUGCUGCGCCUGGCGCGCCUGGCGCGACCAGCCAGCGCAACGAUUAUUGACGCGAGCGAUCCAGACACUUUCCUUAGUAGUCUUUUAAUGUGACGAGCGAACGCCCUGCGCAUCGAUCAAUUUGACGAGCUCGGUCUAUCCAAUUAAUUUGUAUUAUUUGAAUAUUUGUACAUAUUAGGUGACAUUGCUUUCCAAUCAAUUCUCACUUUUUCCUUACUCAUCUAUUUUUAUACUCGCGUACUUUGUGACACUGAGCUUUCUCGGCAAAGAAUAGUUAUGCGGCGACAAAGUCUAUCGAUAAUUUAUUUAUUACAACUUGCCCCUAUCCCGUACUGCCCGCAAUCCCGUUGCCCCUAUACCUUCUUCUAGUGAACUAUAAGCGAUCUACAAUUUAGGUACACUGAUGAUUAUUAGGAAUAACGACGUCAACCGGUUGUAUGAAAACUUUUAUAUUGGUAUGUUUGAAGGCGCAUGGGUUCGAGGAAGACUUCUUAUUAAUUUUCUUUUGGAAGAAACUGCAUGUAAAUUAAAGAUGUUGAGGCACGAUUAAGAAUAAUCAUUGAGCGGUCAGCCUCGUGCCCGAGCCAGAGUAUUAUAAGAAUCAUUAAUAUAUUAUUCAUGAUUAUCGCAUACAAUAAUUAGUAGUAUAAUCUAUUUUAACUGAUUAUUUAUAAAUUAAGUUUUGGAAGAGUGUUAUGUACUAGUAUUGUAACGUUUGAAGCGGCGAUUCACGGCAGAAUGUUGUACAAGUGGCGCAAUAAUGUGUAAUAAAAAGCGACACUUGUGUAAAUCAGUCGCCUUGAAUCCAAUUGGGGCUGCGGCCCGGCAUUUCCAAUACCUACGACUGUCACAAGCGACGUCCCAAAGGAAGUUGUUGCGAAAUUAGCGCUCAUUCCGCAAAAGCCACCACGGCGUCUUCUCUUAAUAUUCUUAAAAGUCUAUUCCGAAUUUCUCUCUUGUUAGCUAAGUUUCACUGCAACACGUGCAUGCAUACACUCACGCACACACUAACACGCGCACACGCACGCACGCACGCACGCACGCACGCACACGCACACACACACACACACACACACACACCUUCAGUUGUUCUUCCUUCUUUGAACAUCACUCUAUUGUAAGAACAAACGAAUAUUUCAAAUUAAAAUAAUAAUUUUUCUCAUUUUUUACUUUUGUUCGUUUUAUUUUCUUUUAUCUCAUUUAAAGAUCAUACUAUGAACCUUUUAUAAAUAUUUAUACGAUAUGACAAAUUUAUAUAUAAAAAAAAGAAAAAAAACUAAAAAAGAAACUCGAAUAUAAACGUACGUACGUAUAUAUUUUUUCCUGAAAAAGAACGUCUGAUAGAAUCACUAAUACACGCGAGUCUGAGUGAUAUGACUUUUUAUGCAAUGAACGUCAAUCAACUUUAUAAGAAUAUUGCUGCGCAGUGAAUAGUAUUCACUUCAAACUAUACUCACGUCAAAGUGAUGUAGAAAUUUUUAAUUGCAAAAACCGUGUUCCUUCUUUGUCAAAGUAAUGGUGUUUCUAUUAGAUCUUUUACUAAGGAAAAGCAACCCACAGUACAACUUUGACCAUCAAUCGCAUUUGUGAAGAUGUGAAUCCAUACAUCGAUUCGUCAUUUAGAUUUUGAAUGAAGCGAGAAAAAAAUCAAAUAACGAGGCGAUGAGAUAUUAUUUCUAUUUAGUUUUGUUUUAUUAUCUCGAUGUGGAAUGUACAAAUAUAUCUCAAGAACAUUAACAAAAAAAGAAACUUGAUUUAUUUCAAAUGUAUAGUUUUGAAUAACUUUUAUGAUUUUGUGAUAAAUCUUUUAUAUGCUAUUGUGACUUUCGUUUAAUCAUAACAUUGCAUUGAUGAAUUAUAGUUUUUGUUGUGGAUAAUUUAUAUAUCGAACUGAAAUGAUUAUUUUUUGAGUCAUUCGGAGUGUUGUUAACUAUUGUGGAAAACACUGCCAUAAUUCCAAAAGACAAAGUGAAUAAAUAUUGUUCUACCAAUUUUUAUACGUGAUUAUUCAUGGCGAAUAUGCUCGAAAUGACGCAAAAAUAAAAGAACAAUACAAUAAACACGAUAUUAAAAAUGCGAUGAUGCCAAAAUAGUGUUAAAGUUCAUAUUUAGAAAGUAAAUAGAAAGAAUACUUGUAAUAAUUAUAGCGAGUUUAUCGAAACUAAAGUCUUUAAAGGAUGAGAAAACAUUGAAAAUGAUUAUAUCGAGAUGUAUGGAAAAUUUAAAAGAAAAGAACAAGUGAGGAGACUUAAAAGUUAUGAUCGAAUAGGACGAUAUGAAUGAAUAGUAAAGAGAGAACAACGUUGAAAAUGUAUUUUUUCUUCCAAUGCCAAAAAGAUACCAUUUUGUUUUGUACGAAAAAGGUCGAUGAAAAAUGCCAUAAAAAAAGGAAAAUUUAACUGGUAGCGUAGAGAACGUAUGUAAGUGUAUUAUGAAUAAAGAACAUUCAAUGUAAAUGUCUCGUGAAAUAACUUGUCCGCCUUAUAACGAAACAGAAAUACUACAGUAGAAGAAAAGAGACGUUUGUAGCGUGAGUAAACUAGUUAAAUAAAACACGUACUAAUACCAUGACAGUGUUGCAUUCAAUACUACUAUAUCACAGUAUGAUGUCGCAUUAUUAAAUUCAUUCUAUUACUUUAAACCUUCCUUGAGCACAAGGCCAAAUUUCAUGGAUUUUUUCAAACGACUGAUGCAAAGAUAACCUUGUAUAAAAAUCACACUCGUGUCUGUACAUAAUAACAAUCACAAAGAGAAUAUUUCGUAUUUCUUUUACGUAGCAUCAAAUCAUUUUCAACCGAAUCAAAAACUUCUUUGUGUUGUUUACGUUCUGGGUUUGUGUUGGAAGAACGUAAAGUUGAAUACCUAUAGAUGCCAUAUUUAGGUACUCGGCAAUACUCCAUAGAGUUUAUUGCGUUUGAACAAAAAAACAAUGUAUAAAUAAAGAGAGAGAGAGAGAGAGAGAGAGAGAGAGAGAGAGAGCGAGAGAGAGAGAGAGAGAGAGAGAGAGAGAGAGACAGGUAGAUAGAGAGAGAAGGAAAAGACAUUAAAAGCAAUCUGUCGAAAGACUCAACUAAGAUAAACAUAAAAAUAAAUCAGUUUUUAUCGUUGCGAGUAGGCACGCCAUCAUGUAGUUGCGGACGUCGGAAGAAAAAAGUAUGUCCAAAACAAUUACUGAAAAAGAGAGAUAUUUAUGUGUUAGAGUGCUUGUACGUGCGAGGAUGAGAGUAAUGCGAACCUAUUGC